UGUCUGACAGGUAACAGGCGGAGAAGCAGCUAAAGCAAAGCAGGAACUGUUUGGUGAGUUCUGCACCUCGGCUCAGAACUUAGAUUAGUCUGAUUUACACCAGCAGCUGUUUUAUUCCACUCAUUCAGUCCAGAUUUAAUGAAUGGGUUUUUGUUUUUGCUACUGAGAGGAGAUGCAGCGAUCAGCAGAGAAACACUAAAACGUUACAAAGACACAUUUUUAAAAAGACGAAGAUGACUGAUCACGCAGACGCCAGCCUGCAAAAUGCUGUUCGGGAGCUUUUAGAAGACAUGAACCGCCAACAUUCAUCCAACACAGAUUCUGAUUCAGAUCUGAGAUGGACUCUGGAGAAGAAGGUGGAGACGGAUCCGUCCUGCGGCGCCGGGCUGGUCCGGGUCCUGGUCGCAGAGCUGGAGCAGAGGCUGAGGAGGAUGAGCGAGGUGGAUGAGACCAGCGCCUACGUGCACGUGAUCCCGCUGCUGCACACGCUCCACUCCGUGGUGGUUCAGUCGGGCGCUGCGGUUCCCGCCGGCCUCCUGCAGGACGUGCUGAGCUGCCUGAGGAGGACUCUGAGUCUGCCGCUGCCCUACUCUGCGGUGGCGAAGCGCACGCUGAGGAGCAUCCGGACGGAGGAGACCAAACCAGGCUCAUUGUGUCUGAGGAGAGUCACGGCAGAGCAGAACCUGAUGCAGGAGCAGGAGAGGGUGUUCGUUCUCGCCGAACCGGCCGUGUUCUCUGCUCCACUGGAAGCAUCCGUGAAGAGGUUCUUAGAGUCCGACGCACUGGAGGACGCGGCUGAGGUCCAGAGGGUUCUGGUGCUGCGUGUGCUGCACAAGGCGCUGGGCUCGACAUGCCAGAGCUCCAGAGUCGCUCAGGCUCUGCAGGCUCUCGAUGACAGAGCGCUGGAGCAGACCUUCCAGGACGUGACGGCAGCCGCGGAGCAGGGUUUCGGGACAGGCGGUCGGGCCGCGUACGUGGACACACUGGAGCGGAUCCAGGAAGAGCUCCUGACUGCCUGGACCCAAGACGCACCGACAGGAAGCGACGGCUCCCCGCCGGCUGCCAUGCCGCCUCCACGGAUCAGCUUCUACCGGUGGAACGAUGAAAAGCAGCUCAGUAAACUCCUGGAGAAGUUCACUCUGCUUUCCAGCGCAGGCGUCGACCGGGAGGAGAACAAGACCGGUGACCUGAGCGCCUCCAGGAGGAGUCCACCGCGGCGCCUCACGGCUCGGGUGGUGCUGAUGGGGGACGACCGCGCGCUGGGGAGGCUGGCCAGAGCCUACCUGGCCCUCAGAAAAAGAGAGAGCAAGCGCUUGAAGCUGACCAAGAAGCUCAACAUAGAGUUUUACUACGUCCCAGUGACGGCUGUGGAGCCCUGGCAUCGCUCACCUAACAGCCCCAGUCGGAACGACGGGAAAAUAUCUCUGGCCCGUUUCCUGGAAAGAGUGGAUCCAUGGUACAAGUACAACAUCGGCAGCCUGGGAGCGACCGUCUCCUCGCUCCCUGUGGAGUCUCCCCAUCUGCUGGACACUCUGUGCUACUACCUGCGCUGUGGGACGCAGCCGGUCAACCUGCCCGUCUAUUCUGUGAAGAUGCGCCGCGGUGACGCCUGCGUGGAGGACGUGUUCGUGUCCCAGCUGGAGGCAGAGAUGCCGGAGUUCAGACACCUCAAACACAAACCAGCAGAAUCGUCCGCUCGGAAGCCGCGCAGACAAACGGUGGCCGCGUUUGGAGGCGUGAUCAACGUCAGCUACACGGCGACCUCGCUGAGCAAACGGCACGUGACGAAGGCAGACGCUCCGAUGACGUGCGGCCUGGUCAUAAGGUCUGAGCCGGCGGCCGCGGCGCCAGGUGAAGAUUUCCUCAGUGUCAGGUUUGACAGCGUGAACCCACAGUUCAACACAAAAAUUCAAACUCGGAACAUCACCAUUAAAACAAUAGAGCAUCGCACUCUCUCCGUGUGUCUGGACAAAGACGCUCGCAGGAAGUUCACCGACGUCCAGAGCAUUGAAGUUGCUCCGUGCCUGGACCCCAGACGCAGCAUCCUGCCCGGCAGGUUCCUGGACAAAGUCCUGUCGCUGCCCAUCAACACGUUCUGUGGCUUCAGCCCCUGAGCUUCAGCGCCGGUGGCGAGAGCUGAACCUGAAGUCCUGCAGUUGAUUCAACCGUUGAUUAUUUUACACUAAUAUUUUAUUGUAUUGUUAAGACAGAGUUACAGAUCAAAUAUAUGAUUAUAAAGCAACUGUAAAUGAACAGUACAAUUAAUAAAUAUUCUGUUACACCAGUG
Molecule: messenger RNA, 2287 nt
Organism: Betta splendens (Siamese fighting fish)
Lineage: Eukaryota; Metazoa; Chordata; Actinopteri; Anabantiformes; Osphronemidae
Gene: pik3r6b
Product: phosphoinositide-3-kinase, regulatory subunit 6b
Exons: 19
Coding region: 234-2114 (626 amino acids)
Biological process (GO): G protein-coupled receptor signaling pathway; positive regulation of MAP kinase activity
Cellular component (GO): phosphatidylinositol 3-kinase complex, class IB
Molecular function (GO): 1-phosphatidylinositol-3-kinase regulator activity
Source: RefSeq, a predicted model, not a curated record